UCGAAAAUCUCCUAGGGUGUUUGAAAGAAAAUUUUUUGGUUUUGCCGUCAACUUCUUUAUAUUUUUUUUAUUUUUAUUUUGUGUACUCCACAUACUUCCAUUUAUUCUUUUAAUCUUUUCCCUUCCAUAUUCCACUGACUUAAAAGUUCCUUGUUUAAAAAACAUUUUUUGGGACUACUAAAUAUUUUUUGAGACCAAAGAACGUUGUGGUAAGUAGUCCCUCACUUUUGAAAUCGAUGUUUAUACACGUAACAUAUUGUGACUUGCCUUGAGAGAAGGCGAAAAUAUGACAGAGACUUUGUUUAUUGGGGCGAAUGUGUCCUAUAGGAAAUAGGUAAACAUUAAACUAACAAGUGAAGACUUGGUUAAGGCCAAAAUAUUAGAGGUUUACUCAAUAUUUCUUUCGUUUCAACUCACAUUUUAUGAUUUAAAUCGUUUAUUUUUCAGAUAAAAAAUAUUAAAAUUGUUUAAUAUAAUUUCUAAAAUGAAGCCAAAGGUUGGAAUUAAUGGAUUUGGACGUAUUGGACGUCUUGCCCUGCGUGCAGCGGUUGAGAAGGAUACUGUCCAAGUUGUUGCUGUCAAUGACCCGUUCAUUGAUCUUGACUAUAUGGUCUAUAUGUUCAACUAUGAUUCCACCCACGGACGUUUUAAGGGAAAGAUUCAAGCAAGCAACGGAAAUUUGGUAGUUGAGAAGGAGGGAAAGUCUACUCACACUAUCAAAGUUUUCAACUUCAAAGAACCUGAAAAGAUUGACUGGGCAGGUUCUGGAGCUGAGUUUGUCAUUGAGUCGACUGGAGUUUUUACGACUACCGAGAAAGCUUCUGCUCACUUGAAGGGCGGAGCCAAGAAGGUGGUUAUCUCCGCUCCAUCUGCUGAUGCUCCAAUGUUUGUGGUUGGUGUUAAUGAGGACAAAUAUGAUCCUUCCAAGCAUCAUAUCAUUAGUAAUGCUUCCUGCACUACUAAUUGUCUUGCUCCUCUUGCAAAGGUCAUCAAUGACGAGUUUGGCAUUAUUGAAGGUUUAAUGACUACUGUCCACGCUGUUACUGCUACACAGAAGACUGUUGAUGGCCCUAGCGGCAAGCAGUGGCGUGAUGGUCGUGGCGCAGGCCAGAAUAUUAUUCCGGCAAGUACUGGUGCUGCGAAGGCUGUUGGAAAGGUAAUUCCUGAAUUGGAUGGGAAACUUACCGGAAUGGCUUUCCGUGUGCCGACGCCAAACGUUUCUGUUGUUGAUUUGACUGCUCGUUUGGAGAAGCCAGCAACUAAGGAGGCUAUUAAGAAUGCAAUUAAGACUGCUUCGGAAGGAAAACUUAAAGGGAUUCUUGGAUAUACUGAGGACCAGGUUGUUUCUACCGACUUUCUUGGAGACACUCAUUCGUCUAUUUUCGACGCCGAGGCUCUUAUGGUUCUCAACCCGCACUUCGUUAAAUUGGUUAGCUGGUAUGAUAACGAGUUUGGGUAUUCCUGCCGUAUUGUUGACUUGAUUAGCCAUAUUGCUUCCAAGUCUGGUUAG
This is a messenger RNA of Meloidogyne enterolobii, 1510 nucleotides long. NCBI's taxonomy places the organism in Eukaryota, Metazoa, Nematoda, Chromadorea, Rhabditida, Meloidogynidae. The record is from the annotation of a GenBank genome assembly.